This is a messenger RNA of Ailuropoda melanoleuca (giant panda), 4891 nucleotides long. It is a transcript of the gene STYXL2, whose product is annotated as serine/threonine/tyrosine interacting like 2. Lineage: Eukaryota; Metazoa; Chordata; Mammalia; Carnivora; Ursidae. The record is from RefSeq and is a predicted model, not a curated record. Bases 148 to 3612 code for a protein of 1154 amino acids. Gene Ontology annotation, molecular function: protein tyrosine/serine/threonine phosphatase activity; MAP kinase phosphatase activity. Gene Ontology annotation, cellular component: cytoplasm. The transcript has 6 exons. Gene Ontology annotation, biological process: negative regulation of MAPK cascade; protein dephosphorylation.
CUCAGAGAAGAAGCACUGAAGAGAGGAGAGAGGUUGGUCCCUCUCACUGGUCGGAACUCUUUGCCAUUUUAUCUGGGUCCCUCAACCCUUGCGUGACUGCCCUUUGGUGUGGAGAUACAGGCAAACCAGUGGGACUGGCAGGCUGUCAUGGCGACCGGUGGGGACCCAGAGGAGGAGCAGGUCGUCCCAAAUGGAGAGGAUGAAGCCGAUGUGAGGGCCGUGCAGGCCCAGUACCUCCGGAGCCCCUCCCCCAGCCAGUACUCGAUGGUCUCAGAUGCAGAAACAGAAAGCAUUUUCAUGGAGCCCAUUCACCUCUCUUCAGCGGUGGCAGCUAAACAGAUCAUCAAUGAAGAAUUCAAGCCACGGGGGAUCAGAGCCGAGGCAGAAUGUCCGGGCAUGCUGGAGUCGGCCGAGCAGCUGCUGGUGGAGGACCUGUACAACCGUGUCAAGGAGAAGAUGGAUGACACCAGCCUAUACAAUACCCCCUGUGUCCUCGAUUUACAGCGGGCCUUGGUCCAAGACCGCCAGGAGGCCCCCUGGAACGAGGUGGAUGAGGUCUGGCCCAAUGUCUUCAUAGCAGAGAAGAGUGUAGCUGUGAACAAGGCGAGGCUGAAGAGGCUGGGGAUUACUCACAUCCUGAAUGCUGCUCAUGGCACCGGCGUCUACACCGGGCCCGAAUUCUACACUGGCCUGGAGAUUCAGUACUUGGGUGUGGAGGUCGAUGACUUUCCCGAGGUGGACAUCUCCCAGCAUUUCCGGAAGGCUGCUGAGUUCCUUGAUGAAGCCCUGUUGACCUAUAGAGGGAAAGUGCUGGUCAGCAGCGAGAUGGGCGUCAGCCGCUCAGCAGUGCUGGUGGUGGCCUACCUCAUGAUCUUCCACGACAUGGCCAUCCUGCAGGCCUUGCUGACCGUGCGCAGGAAGCGGGCCAUCUACCCCAACGAUGGCUUCCUGAAGCAGCUCCGUGAGCUCAACGAGAAGCUGAUGGAGGAGAGAGAGGAAGACUCCAGCCAGGGAGGGGGGACUGAUGAGGCCGACGUGGAGAGUGACGUCGGGGCCAGAGCGCACGCCCUCACCGUGCAGGAGGAGGACGACACCUGCAGCCACCUGAGUGGCUCGUCCUGGGGGAGGGCCAGCGGGGCGUCCAAGCCCGUCACCCUCAUUGACGAGGAUGAGGAGGAGAGGCUGUACGAGGAGUGGAAGAAGGGGCAGGGCCUCCCCACAGGCAAGGUCCCCGGGGGUGGGGACGGCCGUCGAUCAGCCUCCAACCCGGGUGGGGAGGAGCCCGGGGACGAGGACUUGGACAGGAUGGUCGAGGAGUGGCAGAGCCGAAAUGAGAGGUACCAGGCCGAGGGGCAUCAGAGGUGGGGGAGGGAGGAGGAGGAGGAGGAGGCAGGCGAGGCCGGCUCGUGGCAGAGGAGGACACGGAGGCACACCCUGAGUGAGAGCAGCACCUGCGAGAGUGUCAGCAGCCACGACCUCCGGGUGGUGUCGCAGCGGCUGGAGAGGGGCAGCCAGAGCCCAGCCGGGAGACGCCGCUCCGACUCCGCGUCCACGGACAGCACGUGGGACAUGUGGAACCAGAGGCUGCUGGAGAUCGAGAAGGAAGCUUCCCGGCGCUAUCGCGGCAGGAGCCGGAGGGAGGAGGCCGACAGCAGCUCUGAGGCGGGCAGCAGGCUGCGGGAGGACGACGAGGAGAGCGUGGCUUCGGAGGCCAGCUCUUUCUACAACUUCUGCAGCAGGAACAAGGACAAGCUCACCGCUCUGGAAAGGUGGAAGGUCAAGCGAAUCCAGUUUGGGUUUCACAAGAAAGAGUUGGGGGCGCAAGACGGCAGCGGUGAGCAGGGGCCAGAGGAGGCGGAGAGGGAGCAGAAGAGCUCGGACGUCGACCUGACGGCCUACCAGGCCUGGAAACUGAGGCACCAGAAGAAGGUGGGCAGCGAGAACAAGGACGAGGUGGUGGGGCUCGGCAAGGGGGAGGACUCUGCCUUGGCCAAGAAGAGGCAGCGGAGGCAGGAGCUGCUGGAGAGGAGCCGGCAGACGUUGGAGGAGAGCCAGUCGGUGGGGAGCUGGGAGGCCAACAGCUCGGUGGCCGGCGGGAGCAUCCCACUGUCCGCCUUCUGCUCGGCCGCCCCCUCGGUCAGUGCGGAUGACGCGGCCUCGGUCCUCAGCGCCCAGAGCCAUGGCUCCCGCGUCUCCCAGGCUGCGAGCAGCGCAGGCGGGUGCUUGGGCUCUACCCCGGGCGCCGUGCUGCCUGCCCUGCCCGUGGGGCCCGGCGACACCAUCUCUGUCGCCAGCAUUCAGAACUGGAUCGCCAGUGUGGUCAGUGAGACUCUGGCCCAGAAGCAAAACGAAAUGCUGCUGUGGUCCCGCCCGCCCUCCGUUGCCAGUGCGAGGGUGGCGCCCGCAGCCGGCGGCCUGGGGGACGACCAGGUCUCCCUGCUCAGCGGACACAGCGGCUCGUCAUCGCUGGGUGGCUGCCUGCUGCUCGCGGGUCGGCGGGGACCCGGCUCUGACGUGCCGUCCCUGCUGUCCUCCCAUGAGGCGGGGGCCUCGAGGGCCGAAGGCCCCGGGAGCAAAGUCAGGGGGACCAGCAAGCCCAUCUAUAGCCUCUUCGCCGACAACGUGGACCUCCAGGAGCUCGGCCGGAAGGAGAGGGAGAUGCGGGGGGACCUGAGGCAGAAGAUAUGCGAGUACGAGAUGGAGAAGCUGGCCUCUGGCAACAAACGGAGCUCGCUUUUCAAGAAGAAGAAGGUCAAGGAAGACCAGGAGGAUGGCGUGGGCGACAGGGAUGGAGACACUGACAGUGCCAUUGGGAGCUUCCAGAAUUCUUCCCGCAGUAACUCCCAAAAGCCUGAGACAGACACCUCGUCCUCCCUGGCUGUCUCUGAUCGCUGCGGAACUGGUGGCAGAGCGGGCAAGGAGACGGACGAUGGCAACAUCGCCAGGUGGCUCAGGGGCGUCAGGACAGAGGAAAAGUCUCCCCCCCAAAGCGAUUGGUCUGGAAGCUCCAGGGGGAAGUACACCAGAUCUUCCCUGCUCCGGGAGACGGAGUCCAAGUCCUCCAGCUACAAGUUCUCCAAAUCGCAGUCGGAAGAGCAGGACACGGCCUCCUACCAUGAGGCCGAUGGCAACUCCGUAAGGAGCAUUUCGCGGAUCUCUUCUUCCUCUACCAGGGAGGGCAGAGAGACGCACAAAUUCUCCAGGUCAACGUUCAGCGAGACCUCAAGCUCCCGAGAGGACAGCCCAGAGCCCUACUUCUUCCGCCGGACCCCCGAGGCCUCCGAAGGGGAGGCGUCCCCGGAACCACGGCGUCCGAACUGGGCCAGGCCCAGGGACUGGGAAGGUGUGGAAGAGUCGUCCAGCUCAGACUUUGCUGAAUUUGGAGCCAAGAGGAAAUUCACCCAGAGCUUCAUGAGGUCCGAGGAGGAGGGAGAAAGAGAGAGGAUGGAAGACAGAGAAGAAGGGAGGUUUGCUUCGGGGCGGCGGUCCCAGUACCGGAGGAGCACUGACAGGGAGGAGGAGGAAGAAAUGGACGAUGAGGCCAUCAUUGCCGCCUGGAGACGCCGGCAGGAAGAGACCAGGACGAAGCUGCAGAGAAGGAGGGAGGAUUGAGCUGGGCCAGGCGGACCUGGGAGAGACCAAGCACAUGGGAAGAAGCCACACGGCUCAGCACAGGGCUCAGGGCACAGCUGGCCACCGCCCAUCAGGGGAUAGGGGUGUGGAGGGGAUCGUCCUGAGGGGCAAAGCCUAGAUGAGAGGAACGAGGCCGCAGGACACAGGAGGUGGGGGAGAGAAGGGGAGGAGAGCCAUCAGUGGGAGGUCUGAAUGCCAAACCAACUGACACCAUUUUCUGCUGCCCGAUAUCCCCUGUAAGCUUUGAACUUCACUUCUGUAUCCCGUAGCGUCCAGCACGGACCGGAGAGGGGGCUCACAGCCACACCAUAGCCUGUCAGAGAUCCAGCUUACGUCCAGGAAGACUGAGUGCAGGACACGGUUCUGUUUGUGAAGGUUUUACGAGACCCAGGAAAUUUAGCCUGUGGCACGUCUCGCCUCUCCUGGCAAAGCUGAGUUCUGGUUGUUUCUUUUGAGUGUUUGGGAUCUCCAUUAAAACGGUAUGUUAUCUAACAUGUCUCCUUCAUUCUGGUUACUUUUAGCUCUUUGAACCCGCCUUCAAAGACACAGAUGGGUGAACAUAAGCCAGCCUUACCUUGUUCCAGAAAUGCUGUGCCUCCAGACAAUAGCACUGUCAUCACAUUAAAACAGUAAUCGAGUAUCUUGUGAGUGGGAAGACACGAGGAAGACCCUUGAGAGUAAUGGAAUUAGAGGGAGAUCGAGUUUUAUUGUGGUGAGAGAGGGAGACAUAGAGAGGGUUCCUUCUGGAACAGCAGAGAAACAAAAGCAAACCAUGGGGGUUGAGGGGGGGAGAAGAAAAGAAGCCCAAUACAAGGAGACGGAGAUGUGGUUUUAUGAAAUCUUGCAAUCACCCUUGUUUUCAUUCCUUGGAGGAUGGUCAGACCAUGCAGUGGGCAGCCCACUGGGUCCUUCCUGCACUCUGGAUGGGCUAAGUUGGUGAGAAUUCUUUACCUUUUAUUCCCAAGGCAUGUCUGCCUUACAGAGCACAGACUGGGUUGCUGAAGCCAGCAGACAUGUGUUGAACAUCUUACAACAAGCAUUGGUGGACUGGUUUCUACAGGUCCUUUCAAUGCGCAGCACCUUGCAAGAUUCGAAAAUAGGCAUAUGCCAUGCAGGGCUCCAAGAUGUCUGGAUGUCAGUGAGCCUCAGUCCCUGGUUUCCAGUGCUUGAUAGAACGUUCUCUUCGUACAAAAUGGCAUCGUCUUCAUACACCCCCAGGAAGAAGGCCAGUUGCAGCCCAUUUCUGGGUGAACUCAAG